Molecule: messenger RNA, 2043 nt
Organism: Gastrolobium bilobum
Lineage: Eukaryota; Viridiplantae; Streptophyta; Magnoliopsida; Fabales; Fabaceae
Product: putative phospholipid:diacylglycerol acyltransferase 2
Biological process (GO): lipid metabolic process
Cellular component (GO): cytoplasm
Source: RefSeq, a predicted model, not a curated record
AUGGUUUCAAUUAUGAAGUUUAGGAAGCUCUGCUAUGUGGAUGUGAAGUGCUCCUCACUUGGUUUUCAAUCUUUUGAAGCUAACAAGAAGAAGGAUGAGGGAGUGGAGAACGAAGUGGAAAAGAAGCAGCAAAUGAAGCAAAGCAAGAUGAAGUACAAGGAGUGGAGGUGCAUUGAUUACUGUUUAAAGAUGAUUGGGUACAUGUGCAGCACUUGGUGGCUUCUAUGUUUCUUCUACCAGUGCUUGCCUGCCACAUUACCUGGCUUUCAUGUACCAGAGUCACCUGGGGUGAGGCUAAGCCGUGAGGGUGUGACUGCACUUCACCCUGUUGUUAUGGUACCUGGCAUUAUAACUGGUGGGUUGGAACUCUGGGAAGGAAGGCCUUGUGCUGAAGGCCUUUUCAGAAAGCAGUUGUGGGGUGGUAGUUUUGCUCAAAUACUCAAAAGGCCUUUGUGUUGGUUAGAGCAUCUCUCUCUGCAUAAUGAGACUGGUUUGGACCCACCAGGCAUUAGAGUAAGGGCAGUAACAGGGCUUGUUGCUCCAGACAACUUGGCUUCUGGUUAUCUUGUUUGGGCUGUUUUAAUUGAAAAUUUGGCAAGAAUUGGUUAUGAAGGGAAGAACUUGUACAUGGCUUCCUAUGACUGGAGACUGUCUUUUCAGAAUACAGAGAUUAGAGACCAAGCUCUUAGUAGAUUGAAGAGUAAUAUUGAGUUUCUGUUUAUAACAAAUGGAUAUAAGAAAGUGGUGGUGGUGGCUCAAUCUAUGGGGGCUAUUUAUUUCCUCCAUUUCCUAAAAUGGGUUGAGACACCUCCUCCCAUGGGAGGCGGUGGAGGUCCUGGUUGGUGUGACAAGCACAUCAAAGCAAUCAUGAAUAUUAGUCCAGCAUUUCUUGGUGUUCCAAACGCAGUUAGGAAUAUAUUUUCAGCUGAAGACAAUGAUGAUGCAUUUGUCAGAGCUGUGGCCUCUGGCAUUUUAAAUUUUGAUUACCUUGGUCUUCAAACGCUAAAGCAUGUCAUGCGGGUAUGUAGAACAUGGGAUUCAAUCAUCUCAUUGAUGCCAAAAGGGGGUGAAACCAUAUGGGGUAAUUUGGAUCGGUGUCCUGAAGAAUGGCAUAACUGUGAUCAGGAAAAGAAGGGAUAUUUGAAGCACUUUGUAAGUGACUAUACUGAUAAGGGCAGUCAUAUGCAGGAAGGUCUCCAAGUAAAAGAACCUAUGGAGUAUGGAAGAAUAAUCUCUUUUUGCAAGGCAGUCUCACAGUUUGCUGCUUCACUUGUCACCACACUUGAUUCAGAGGAAAUUUCAUGGAAAAGUAAUUCUGCUACUUUUAACUUAUCAUGUGAGGAUUUGUGGAAUGAAUGUGAUGAGAUAAGCAGAGAAAUCAUCCCAAAAGUUGCUAAGAAAAUGGCUUAUACAGCAAGAACUGUUUUUGAUCUACUUAAUUUUUUGGCUCCAAAUAUGAUGAAGCGUGCUGAGGCUCACUUCUCUCACGGGAUAGCAGAGAACUUAGAUGACCCUAAAUAUGCCCAUUACAAAUACUGGUCUAAUCCACUUGAGACCAAACUACCUGAUGCUCCGGAUGUGGAAAUAUAUUGUCUAUAUGGUGUUGAAAUUCCUACUGAAAGAUCAUAUUUGAACAAGUUGUCACCUUCUGACAAGUGCAAGAGUAUUCCUUUCCAAAUUGAUAGUUCAGCAGAUGGAGAAAAGGGAAAUUGUAUACGAAAUGGUGUUCAUUUUGUGGAUGGUGAUGAAAGUGCUCCUGUACUAAGUGCAGGGUUCAUGUGUGCCAAAGGAUGGCGUGGAAGAACACGGUUCAAUCCAUCAGGAAUGGCCACAUAUAUAAGAGAGUAUCAGCACAAAAAUCCAGGUAGUGUUCUUGAGGGGAGAGGUCUAGAGAGUGGAGCACAUGUCAACAUUAUGGGAAAUGUUGCUUUGAUUGAAGAUGUUUUGCAAGUUGCUGCUGGAGCCACAGGUGCAGAUAUUGGUGGUGAUAGAAUAUUUUCAGAUAUCAUGAGGAUAUCUGAGAGGAUAAAUCUCAGACUGUGA